Molecule: messenger RNA, 1128 nt
Organism: Drosophila simulans
Lineage: Eukaryota; Metazoa; Arthropoda; Insecta; Diptera; Drosophilidae
Gene: Ddrgk1
Product: DDRGK domain-containing protein 1
Exons: 2
Coding region: 113-1042 (309 amino acids)
Source: RefSeq, a predicted model, not a curated record
GACAACUUAUAGUCGCUAUCUUGACCCGCAGUCAUAUGUUCAUUUUGUUGACGUUUACCUUUUGGCAAAAAGCAUUGCGCACCAGGUUGAGAAGCCUCCAAACGUUUUCGCAAUGGAGCUGAUCAUUCUCGUUGGGAUUGCCGUAGCUCUGUUAGUAGUGAUCGUCACACUGUACCUGCUGCAAAAGAAAAACGCCGCCCCAGAAACCAAGGCAGCUGCAGCCCCUCAACGUGGCGUUCCACAGCGCGCCCAGGAGGGUGUUCCGCGUCGAGCUCAAAUAGCUCGAAAUCAGCGCAAUCGGCUGCGCCAGAAUGUUCCAGCGGCUCCAGUCGCCGCGGCAGCUGGUGCUCCUCCGGCUGCCGGCGACUCUGACCACGAAGACGAGGGACAGGUCGAUGGUGAUGAGGCACGUGUGCCCCAGGGAGCGGUGCUGGAUGAGAAAAUGGGUGCUAAGAAGCGUGCCAAGAUGGAGGCCAAGGAGCAGAAGCGGCUGCAGCGGGAGCAGGAGCUGCACGAUCGCGAACAGCGCAAGGUGAAGGAGGCGAAGGAGGAGGCGGAGCGCAAGCAGCAAGAAGACCUUGAGGCAGAGGUCGAGCGCAAGCGGGUGGAUGCCGAGCGCCUGGCCAAAGAGGAGCGGGAGCGCAAGGAGCACGAGGAGUACCUGAAGAUGAAGGCUGCCUUCAGUGUGGAGGAAGAGGGCUUCGAAGAGGGCGACGCCGACGAUCAGGACAAUCUCCUGGCCGACUUCAUUCAGUACAUCAGGGACAACAAGGUGGUGGUCCUAGAGGAUCUGGCCGUGGCCUUCAAAUUAAAGACGCAGCAGGUCAUUGAUCGCAUCCAGGAGCUGCAGGCCGAUGGCACCAUCACCGGCGUCAUCGACGACCGCGGCAAGUUCAUCUACGUUUCCGAGGAGGAGCUCUUGGCCGUGGCCAAGUUCAUUAAACAACGCGGACGCGUCUCCAUCGCCGAGCUGGCCGAGAGCAGCAACAACCUGAUUAACCUGACGCCCAUUUCCGCCGGCGGCGGCGAAGCCAGCUCAUGAUGAGAUUUGUUAGCCAUUUAUAUAUUAAAUUUAUAUUUAGAUGCGAUGUGUUGGUGGAGUAACAAGAACAAAACAAUUCAAGAUUG